CGCUAGGACAGACACGAUACACUCAGUGAUACGCUGAAUGCACAGUAUAUUAGCAUCUAUAACCCCCUGAAUAAUCGAUUUCGGCUCUCAUUUCUAUACGCAGCUAACCUCCUGCUCCAAGCAUGACUGCGAAACACAGAAAUAAGAAUGCAAGUGACAAGAAUUCCACUUCUAUUCAAGAUGACGUGGCGAAGAAAAUCACGAAGGCCAGCAAAAGCACCGACUCUACUGCAUCGGGGUCAGGGACCUGGACAAAGGCUUUGGCCGCGCUCAGUUACAUUGCACUGGUAGCCGCAGCCGGGUUCGCUGCCUUUUAUCUUCAAAAAGUGGUAGAAGAAGUUGGCCAGAUAAGUAGCAGGACAGAAGCAACCAUCCAGAAAAACGCGGAGCUGACAAAGAAAAUGGAGAGCGCCCUGCAACAGGUUGACUCCUUGAAGCAAACGGUGGACGGGUUCGACUCGACCCUGGGCAGGAUGCAGACGGAGCUGGACAGCGCCGGGUGGGCGCUGCGGAAGGGCGAGGCGGAGACGCGGCGGGUGGAGGAGGCGCUGCAGAAGCUGCAGAACGAGCUCCUGCAGGACCUCUCGGAGGGGAUCCGGGAGCUGAAGGAGGCCCGCGAUCAGGACUCCUCGUCGCUGGAGCGCAUGGUGGAGGAGCGGCUGACGGAGCUGACCCGCUCCAUCGGCGACAGCGUGGCCGAGUUCGCCGGGGCGCAGAGUGAGACGCAGACCCAGCUCAGAGACCUGAAGGCCAGGCUGGACGGCGUGGAGAGCCCCGCCUCGCUGAAGCGCGAGCUCCUGGCCGUCGUCGAGACCGUCGGGGAGCUCCAGGCCGCCGGUCAGGCGUCCGAGCAGACGGCCGAGGCCCUGAGGAAGCAGAUAGCCGCCGUGGGGGCGGAGCUCCAGACCAGGAACGAGGAAGUGGCGUCCACAAUGCAGGAGAUUGACUCGGUGAGGGAGCUGGUGCAGAGCACAGCCGGUGUGCUGAGGGAGUCCGUGUCUGCAGCCGAGGUCUCCGUCAAGCUCCUCAAUGACCAGGCCCAGAGCCUGCAGUCUGGGCAGGACAUGGCGGCGGGCAGCAUCCAGGGCCUGGAGCAGGGCCUGCGGGGGGCGGUGGCGCAGGCCGAGAAGACCGGCGAGGAGGUGGAGGCCCGGCUGAAGGCCCUGGAGCAGAGCGCCGAUGCCUCGGCGGCCGCCACCGUGGCACAGACGGAGAGGGCGGAGGCCAUCCUGGCCAAGCAUGACGCUCACGAGAGCGCGCUCACCACGCUGGCGAGGGACGUGCAGGGCGUCCGAGCGGCCGGCGAGGCGGAGGCCGCCCGGCUCCAGGCCGCCCUGACGGAGGCGCAGCAGGCCCUGGCGGGCCAGGUGGAGGCGCUGCAGGGCGACCUGGGGGAGCUCCAGAGCAAGGUGGCCGCUCUGGGCGGCCGGCAGACGGAGCUGUCCUCGCGGGGCUCCGGCCUGGGCCAGCAGCUGGAGGGCCUGGGGAAGAGGCUGAAGGCCCUGGAGGAGGAGACGGCCAAGGCCCCAGCGCUGGACACUCUGAAGGCCUCGGUCAGCCAGGCCCAGAAAGACGUGCAGCAGCUCAGGAACACGAUGGACAGCUUGACAGCCUACUCUAAGAAGGUGGAGGGCCACGAGGUGGCCAUCACCUCACUGAAGAGUUCACUGGAGGAGACCAAAGCUUCUGUGAGCACGCUCUCCAAACAGAAAGCACCCGGCAAGGUCUGAUGAGUGCUUGGGGGGGGUCUAACAAAGGGAGGAGGAAAUGCUAGCUUUAGGGAGGGGAGGGGUGGACUACUGCUCUCAGACCUAAGCUACACACUCAGACUGCACUGUAGUUUUUGUUCCAUUACAAUGUUUUCAGGGUCUUCACCAAUCCCAGCUGCAACUGAAUCAUUUUACAGAUGUUAUGAUUUUGCUGAUUGUGGUCGUUUUCUAAAAUAAAUGUUCUUUUGCCAUA
Molecule: messenger RNA, 1962 nt
Organism: Anguilla anguilla (European eel)
Lineage: Eukaryota; Metazoa; Chordata; Actinopteri; Anguilliformes; Anguillidae
Gene: ckap4
Product: cytoskeleton associated protein 4
Exons: 2
Coding region: 123-1730 (535 amino acids)
Source: RefSeq, a predicted model, not a curated record